AUUGUUGACCAUUGAUUCACGGUUUUUACAGUUUUAGUUGUAUUUUUGUGUAUUUGCUGCGUGUUUCCGGUCUGAUUUUUAAUAUUUAAUAACGCAGUUUAAUCCACAGGAGCAAAUUUGACCCGUUAAUGAGGUUUAUUCGCUGCACAGAGAGCGUUAAUGUGAUGCUAAGCUAACUUACCGCCGCUAACAGCAGAGUGAAGAUUUAAACACCACGUUAAUAUCGACUUUAAGUAUGAUAGUUAAUAUCGAGUUUAAGUGUGAUAGUUAAUAUCGGGUUUAAGUAUGAUAGUUAAUAUCGAGUUAAAAUAAAGACUGGAUGUUGUUUCUAGCAGCAGUGAGGCUGACGGGACUCGCUGAUCUAAAAUCGAGUAAAAUCAGAAUGAUGUUUGGUUGGUUAGCGGCUCUGUUAGCGGUGAAGACAAAUUGGAGGAAAUAAACGUGUCAUUCACGCUGUUUUAGCUGCUUUUUUUCAUAUUUGAGUAUUUGAAUAAUAAAUUAACCUUAACAGAUUUACUGUUGAUAUUAAAACAGAGCCGGACACUCGCAGCUUCCCGGUUGGAGUUUCUUUGCACCAAAUUGUGUUUAAAAAAUCUGCAGUCUAAGCGAUUCUUUCCUUCUGGGAGUUUACAGAAGCGAACUGAAGAUCACACAGACGCAGAUCAGUCCAUGGAGGGACACACUCCUGUGUCUGAAAACCCUCACGCAGAGUACGGCCUGACGGAAAAUAUCCAGAGGACGUUGGAGAACGAGAAGGCGAGUGCAGAGAAGAUGUCGAAGCAGAAGGUGGACCUGCAGGCGCUGCCAACCCGGGCCUACCUGGACCAAACGGUGGUCCCCAUCCUGCUGCAGGGGCUGUCGGUGCUCGCCAAGGACAGACCUCCGAACCCCAUCGAGUACCUGGCUGCCUUCCUGCUCAAGAACAAGUCCCAGUUUGAGGAGAGAAAUUAAUCUGGAGCUUUCAUACAGGAGAUGUUUGUUUAUGAUCUGUUAGACUGUUUUUUUUAUUCAGAAUAAACGUGUUGAUGUGAAACAAGA
This is a messenger RNA of Centropristis striata (black sea bass), 1038 nucleotides long. It is a transcript of the gene dpy30, whose product is annotated as dpy-30 histone methyltransferase complex regulatory subunit. Gene Ontology annotation, cellular component: Set1C/COMPASS complex. The record is from RefSeq and is a predicted model, not a curated record. Bases 670 to 951 code for a protein of 93 amino acids. The transcript has 5 exons. Lineage: Eukaryota; Metazoa; Chordata; Actinopteri; Perciformes; Serranidae.